CUCCAAAGAAGACACUACUGGGGCUGAGGAGUAGGUGGGAGACGCCAUCUGUGUGAGUGGAGAGCUGAUCUCCCUGGCGUCAGCUGCAGGCCAUGCUGACCACUUUACUGCCAACCCAGCACUCUACUCCUGACCAAGCCCACCCACUGCGGCCACCAAGCACCUCUUCCACUCCCAGGACAGAGGAAGGAAAGGCCCGGCGUCUGAAGCAGGCAAAGGAGGAGGCACAGAUGGAGGUGGAGCAGUACCGUAGAGAGCGAGAGCAAGAAUUCCAGAGCAAGCAGCAGGCGGCCAUGGGCUCCCAGGGGAACUUGUCGGCUGAGGUGGAACAGGCUACAAGACGCCAGGUGCAGGGCAUGCAGAGCUCCCAGCAGAGAAACCGAGAACGCGUCCUGGCCCAACUUCUUGGCAUGGUCUGCGACGUCAGGCCCCAGGUCCACCCCAACUACCGGAUUGCUGUCUAGGAUCCACCGUAGGGCCUAACUGUUCCCUUCCAGUUCCCUUCCUCAAAGAAAUCCCCCAAUCAAAAUUACCUCCCACCAUCUUCGCUGCUUCUUUCCCACUUGCUCUCCAUUCCCUGGAAAUUCUAGGGGCAAGAUCCAAUAAUUCUGUGAAACUUAGAAGUUCUCCUGCUCAGAUCUGAAUCUCCUUAUUGUUCUUUAACCUUCACUGGGACCUUGUAAACUCCCAAGUCACCCCUUACGCGACCCCUCUUUGAAAUUUGUAGCAUGGAGAAGUAGGGAUGUGAAAAAACACUUUGGCUUCAGAGCCUGGCAGGCUGAAGUCCCUUUCCCAACCCUGCCACUUGCUGGGACAGGACAAGGUACUUAACCCCUAGUCCAGUGUCCUCCUCUACAGGACUAAAAUGAUGAUGAUGAUGAUGAUGAUACCUACCUUAGAGGGUUGCUGCAAUGAUUAGGAAUCACUCUGUAAAGAGCCUAGCGUGGUUUCUGGCAUCUAGUAGCUGUGAUUCAAUGAAUGGUAGCUCUAUGGUAUUAUUACCACUCCCUGCCCACCUGCCAAAACCUAAACACAGCUGUUUCCUCACAUUUGUCAACGGUUCUCUAAUUCUACUCAGUCAUUCUGUGAACCUAGUAAUUCUCUGAAGAAUUAGUUCUUCCCUCCUCUCUUUCCCUAGAGCUUUAUGAUCCCUGAAAAGUAAUGAAGACCUCGUUUAGCCUCUCUACUGUGAUUCCAGGAAGAUGUUGAAUUUCUUAGUCUUUCUUUUUGUGUCUAAGUUGGUCUUUCUGUUUAUUGGAUUCCCCCUUUUCCGAUUUCCCUGAAGACCCAUGAGAUGCUCACUGCUUCCUGAGAUCUAAAGUGAUGCUAUGUUCCCUUGUAUGCAUGGCCUUCCUUUCUACAUCUUGAACACCUUUCCCUUGUAACAAUGAAAAAGUUUCAAUAAAAAAAAAAAAAAACUGUGGGCAAAUCAA
This is a messenger RNA of Callorhinus ursinus (northern fur seal), 1433 nucleotides long. RefSeq names its product ATPase H+ transporting V1 subunit G2 (gene ATP6V1G2). Gene Ontology annotation, molecular function: ATP hydrolysis activity; proton-transporting ATPase activity, rotational mechanism. NCBI's taxonomy places the organism in Eukaryota, Metazoa, Chordata, Mammalia, Carnivora, Otariidae. The record is from RefSeq and is a predicted model, not a curated record. Gene Ontology annotation, biological process: synaptic vesicle lumen acidification. Gene Ontology annotation, cellular component: vacuolar proton-transporting V-type ATPase complex; synaptic vesicle membrane; vacuolar proton-transporting V-type ATPase, V1 domain.